This is a messenger RNA of Cydia strobilella, 904 nucleotides long. RefSeq lists its product as uncharacterized. Lineage: Eukaryota; Metazoa; Arthropoda; Insecta; Lepidoptera; Tortricidae. The record is from RefSeq and is a predicted model, not a curated record. The transcript is spliced from 2 exons. The coding region runs from base 423 to 791 and encodes 122 amino acids.
AGGAUUGGAAGCAAAAGUUCCAACUCUAUUUUGAGGCGAGUGGUGCGUCGGAAAGAUUGUCCGAAAAACAGCAGUGUGCACUCCUGCUACACAGCGUGGGUGAUGAGGGCCUCGUGGUAUACAACACAAUCGAAAAUAAAGAGAAACUGACAUAUCAAGAAAUACUGAAAAAAUUGGAAGAACACUGUAGUCCACCGAGUAACGAAACAUACAAUAGACACAUAUUUUUCAACAGGAAGCAAAAAACAGGUGAAAACAUAGAAGAUUUCGUGACUGCACUCAAAAAACUUAGCUUAGACUGCAAUUUCGAAAAACUCAAAGAUGGACUAAUUAGGGAUCAGAUUAUAAUAGGAUUAAUUGACAACGAACUGAAGGAAGACUUACUCAGUGUAACAGAUUUGACUUUGGAAAGAUGUAUCAAUAUGAGCAGAGCGGCUGAAACUACAAAAGCUCAAAUGGACAACAUUAAGAACAAAAAUGAAGUAGCAAGAAUAGAAGUGGGAGCGGGACAAAGAAGAACCAUGAAAAAGGAGCACUCUAGUGAUAAAAGGCAGCCCUCCAGGAGCAGAACAAGAGACCAGUCAUAUAGUAGACAGCAGGGUCAAGCGCACACCAGGGACCAUUCGUAUGGUAGACAGCAGGGUCAAGCGAACACCAGACGACCUUGUGGCAAGUGUGGCAGACAACACGGAUAUGCAAAGUGCCCAGCAUUCAACAAGAAGUGUGUGAAGUGCGGCAAAUACAACCAUUUUGCGGCUAUGUGCCUAAACAAAAACUGUGGCUCUGUCUAGGUGAACUUCCAUAUGAAUACAAAAUAAAAUUACAAGACAAUAAUAUACCAAUUGCUGAGCGACCCCGGAAAAUACCAUUUCAAUUAGAAGGAAAAGUUAAAACUGAGCUGGAC